AAUUUAUCUCACAUCUGAAGGGGAUAUAUACGUUUUAUUAAAUCGGAUUCGGGAUCACUUUGUUCGCUAGCUUCGUACACCGUGCUGUUCAUUGAUUCUUAAAGUGGAGUGAAAACAUCGACGCAAUAAAAAGCAAAAUGGAACACGCUUGGCGAAAGGCUCUCAUCUUAAUGAUUUGCUGCCCCUUUUCCGUAAAUUCAAUACGGAAUAAGUGUGGAACAUGUGAACUGUUGAAUCGUGAGACUCCGGCUCACAUCAGGUGUCCCACGCUUGAGCAUUGUGGCCAAUGCAAAAUCGGGUUCAAGGCGGAUAUUUUGAGCGAUGGAAAAAUGACGGACACCUGCUUUGCGGUCCAUGAGCAGUCUUCCACACCGAAAUUGGAAAAUAGCAAAGGUUCUUCAGAAAAUUUACAAAUUCGUGCAAUUUUGAUCCUGACGUCCACACUCUUCGCUGGAUUUUGCGUGUGCGCAUCAAUUCUUCUCAUCAUUUUUCUUCGGAAAUACCGAAGGAAAAGGCGUUUGACUGCUGCGACGGAUGAAGAAUCAAUCGUGUCAAAAUCCUUGGUCGACAGCAGCGAAAUUCAAGGUCCAGAAUCCAUGGAUGUCAGCAAAGGACAACCGGUUGUUUGGGAGAAACGAUCACGACAUGCAUUGAACGGUCCCAUUGAAGAAAUUGUGAACCUUGUUGGUCCUAUUACGAAUCGAAGACCUAUCGGUGUUGUAGUCGACAUCCACGGAAGGAACGACGACCGCAGAGCCUUCACAAAUUCUGCCUGUCGAACACUUCAAUCAACCCUCGUU
Molecule: messenger RNA, 800 nt
Organism: Notodromas monacha
Lineage: Eukaryota; Metazoa; Arthropoda; Ostracoda; Podocopida; Cyprididae
Source: the annotation of a GenBank genome assembly